AUGGGUCUUUUGAGAUCCGAGAGCUUGUUUCUGCCUCACCGUGUUUGGAAAGUGAAAUUCAUUGGUGAAAGUGUGGAUGACUGUGGAGGAGGAUACUCAGAGUCAAUCGCUGAAAUGUGCGAGGAGUUGCAGAACGGCUCGUUGCCCCUAUUGAUUCCAACCCCUGAUAGCCGCGAUGAUCUGGACGGCGUACAGAGGUCUUACUUGUUGAAUCCUUCUGCCCGAUCGCAAGUUCAUAUCGAGAUGUUCAAAUUUCUUGGAAUUCUGAUUGGCGUGGCCAUACGAACUGGAAGUCCUCUAGCCCUAAACCUAGCAGAACCUGUUUGGAAGCAACUUUCAGGGGAGUGUCUAUCCUUUGAAGAUAUAAUGGGAGUGGACAGGGGUUUUCUCCCUAAACUUAACUACAUCCGUGAGCUAGAUCUCAAUGAAGAAGGAUUAGAUAUGCCUUUUACUAUUUUAUCAAGUGAUAACGUCGAGAAACAGUUGGUAGAAAAUUAUAGCAAAAUAUCAUGUGAAAACAGAGGAGAAUACCUCAAACUCGCACUUAAGUAUCGACUAUACGAAUUCGACCAGCAGAUAGCUGCCGUAAGAGAGGGCAUGGCGAAGGUCGUUCCAGUGCCUCUCUUGAUAUUUUUCUCCAGUUUCGAGCUCGAAACGAUGGUCUGUGGCAGCCCUCAAAUCCCCGUAGACUCCUUGAAAGCCAUAACAUCUUACAAAAAUGUUGACGUCAACGAGCCCCUCGUCCGCUGGUUUUGGGACGUUCUAGAAGAUUUCACGAGUCUUGAAAGAUCGCUCUUUCUGCGAUUUGUCUGGGGGAGAGCCAGGCUACCGAGAACAGCGGCGGACUUUCGUGGAAGAGAUUUUGUUUUUCAGGUACUGGACAAGUUUUCUCCCCCAAACAUGUAUCUACCAGAAUCCUACACAUGUUUCUUCAUGCUGAAAAUGCCGCGAUACACGAGCAGGUUGAUUUUGCGAGAAAAGCUCAAGUACGCCAUUCAUUUUUGUAAAUCGAUCGACUCAGACGAAUAUGCCCGUGUGGACCUAACAGGAGAUCACGCCGAGGCCUAG
This is a messenger RNA of Rhopilema esculentum, 1068 nucleotides long. Lineage: Eukaryota; Metazoa; Cnidaria; Scyphozoa; Rhizostomeae; Rhizostomatidae. The record is from RefSeq and is a predicted model, not a curated record.